GUCGAAAUAAUAGCUUGAUAAAAUUUAAAGUACUUCAAAUUAGUAAUGAGAACUAAAACUUUUGUGUGGCUAGCUUUGUGCUUUAUAACAGCAUUGUCUGUUGGACUAAUGGUUUUAGCGAUCUUGUUCUACGACUAUGAACAAUUUGAUAAAACGAAUGACUUUGAAGAUGAUUCAGUUAAGAUGAUCAAAAAAUCUGAAAACGCAUUUAUAUUGUUUUAUUCUCUGGAAGAUCCAAACUUUGGAUUUCAAAAUAGCUGGCAAAGUUUUCGAAUGAAAAUUCAAGAUUGGAAUAACACAAAUAUUGUAUACGUGGGAAAAAUUGAAUGCUCAGUUUUUCGUCCAACUUGUUUGAACUUUAGAGUCGAUCGAUAUCCAACAAUUGCUUGGAUAAAAAAUGGCAAAGUUGUUGAAGAAUAUGUUGGUGAUGACAUUUCUGAAAGUAUUAAGAAAUUCUUUGAUAAAUUAGUUACAAUUGUGACUGAACAGAAGCCUACAACAGGACAAAAAGUGGCUAGUUCAGUAAAUAUUGAUUCAUCUCCAAAAAUUUUACAAGGUGGCAGUUUCGAUAUCAUUAGAAGAUUUAUUGAAAAUGAAAAGGGACAGAAUAUCGUUUCAACAGUUUCCGCAAAGACAACUAAAGCUACAACUACUGUAAAUAAUGAAAACGUUAAAAAUAUGACAGAAACCAGUCAUACAGAAACAUCUACUUAUGGUUUCGAAACUGUCAAAACUACUGAGAAUAUCGAGAAUUCUACAAAAGCUUCUAUUAAAUCCGAUGUGAAAUUUGAAGACCAAAUAGAAGUGAUUACGACAAAAAGUAUAAGCAUAACUGAAAAAGUCAAAGAAUCUACUAAAUCAAUUAACAUUUCUUCUCAAGAACCAACUGAAACCACAAUUCAAAUUGAGACUUUUAAACCUUCUUUAUCAAUCCUCAAUUCAACAACAAUUGGAUAUGAAAACCAAACAGAGGCAUCAACUAUUGCAAACCAUGAAGAUUCAAGCUUUGAAAGUUCAACAAGCACAACAGAUGAGACAACAAUUGAUGAAAGUAGCUCAGAAUCAAUCAUCAUGACUAGACCAACUGAAACGCAAAGUUCAGAGCAAGAAAGCACAAAAGAAGAUGUUGAAACAAAUAAAAAUGAGUCAAAUGAUGAUGAAUCACCAGAGGACGAUGAUCCAUUUGGUCUUGGUGGUUUGUUUGGGAACAAUGAUGGUAAUAAAGCUGAGUAUGAAGGAAAUAGUGGAGUUGAUGAAAACAAUGAUACAGAAAACGAAGAGAACGAGGAUGAUCAAAAGUCAGUGGAGACUUCAGAAGUUCAGAAGUUUGAGAAGUCAAGCACUACAUCGUACCAAGAAAAGGACUAUAGUUCCGAAUCUGAAGAGAACCCAACAACAACAAAAUCUGUGGCAAAAUUUGAAGAAUCUAAGAAAAAGUCACAACCGGAAUCGAAGUAUCAAACAGAGUUGGAAUCAACAACUAGGAAACAUCAGUUAAUAGAAGAAAAGCAACAUGAGAAAUCUACAACUCCUACGUAUAAAUCUGAAGUUAAGGAAUACAAAAAAAAGUCAGAGAAUUGGAGGACUCAAAGGGAAACGGAAUCAACAACCAUAAAGAAGCAAUAUAGUGAAGAAAAGAAAAAGUAUGUUAAGGAAUCAAACAUUAAAAAAAUCAAAUCAGAGAGUAAGGAACAUAAAAAACACAGAGAAUUAUCUAAACACAAGGAAUCAAGACCAUAA
Chironomus riparius is the source of this 1740-nucleotide messenger RNA. The record is from the annotation of a GenBank genome assembly. Lineage: Eukaryota; Metazoa; Arthropoda; Insecta; Diptera; Chironomidae.